AUGGGGGAGUUCAAACGACUUAGAUGUAGCUGGUUGCUACUUGGCGCUGUUCUCGUGGGAGUAACUGCGCAGAAGAGCCGAGUAGAAGAUACAAAUUUGCAAGCCGUACCAAGUGACUUGCGAAGAGCGGUUAGUGAGGCUUUGGCCUUGGAAAGGAGGUUUCAACUAGGAGCUAAUGAUGCGCAAAACUGCACGUCGGACGAGGAGGGAAUUAGCAAUACCCCGUGUCCCCCAAGCAAAUACCGCAGUGCAAGCGGGGAAUGCAACAACGUUCGCCACAGACCUUGGGGCCGAAGAGGGGAUGUAUUCCUGAGACUGCUGCCCCCAAACUACGCCGAUGGUGCGUCUCAGCCUCUCUCGCCGCCUUAUAUGCCCGAGCCAGCGCUUGCCGUGCAAGCUGCUGCCCAGCUUACGGAGCCAGCCGAACACGACUACGUCACAAGCCUUCUAUCUGCCUGGGGACAGUUCCUUAUGGACGAUCUGAUAGCGACCGCUAACGGAAACAAGAAAUGUGAUUCAUCUCAUUGCGAAUAUGUUCGUUCUGCGCCAACGAGGAAUCUCGACUCUUGCGGCUUUGAGUAUCGUGAGCAAAUGAACCUGGCAACCUCUGUCCUCGACGGUUCCGCAUUGUACGGCAGCUCAGAGAAGGAACUUCGAUCGUUGCGACUCUACGAUGCAGGCAAGCUUGACAUUACUUCUUGCCGCAAAUGCAACGAUAAUACACCAACUGCUCCUCUGUACAAAGCCCUGCUGUUUGAGCACAACCGAAUUGCGGGCGAACUUUACUCCAUGAACCCCUUCUGGGAUGACGUCGCCCUGUUCCUGGAGGCCAGAAGGGCCAUAGCAGCCUUAAUACAACACAUAACGUACAACGAGUUCUUGCCGGUGCUGUUGGGAGAAGUGGGAAUGGCCAAAGCAGAAUUGAAACUGACAUCAUUAGGUUUCUGGCGCGGUUACUCCAGCACCAACCGGGCUGGUGCUUACGCGGAACUUAUAGCCGUCGCACCCAUAUUUAGUGCAAUGAUGCAUGAAAAAUUGAUUAACGAAACGAUAAGUAUCAUGGACUUGGUAAAGACUGGCUCAUACCAGGUCUCCAGAUUCCCACCUUCGACGCAAUGGGAUCUGAACCGAUCACGCGACCACGGUGUGGCGUCUUACUUGAGAGCUCUGCGCCUUUGCGAACCGAUGAUGAACAUCAAAUCCUAUGCAGACUUCGAAAUACUGGGAUUCAACAGGGCCCAACGGGAAAUGAUGGCCGACAUGUACAGGAAUGCUGAAGACGUUGAACUAAUGAUCGCUGGGGCUAUGGAGAAGCCUGCUUCCGGCGCGGUUAUCGGCUCAACAUUGGCAUGCGUCCUGGCGCUCCAAUUCGCAAAUCUAAAAAAGAGUGAUAGGUUUUGGUACGAAAAUGACAUCCCACCGUCAUCGUUCUCUUCGGAACAGCUCAGUGCCAUCAGGAAGGUAUCGCUCGCUGGUCUUUUGUGUGCCUCGACGGAGAACUUAGGCAACAUUCAACCAAAGGCCUUCGUUAAGGAGGACCCGUAUUUAAACGCCGCACAGCAUUGUUCCCAGCACAAUCGUCUGGAACUCAACGCGUGGAGAGAUGAGACUGGAGCAAAGGCAGCUGAAAGGCUGUCACAAGACAUGCUUACUGCUGCACUUGAAAAGGCUAAGCAAGAAAUGGCUGACAGAAAGAAACUUGAAUACAUGCUUUGGGAAGCACGUGGUGGGGCCGAUCCUAAAUCUCCAGUUGGAACAGCCGCUUCGUUUUCGAAAGCGAACAAAUACGCUUUGAAACUCGCCAACACAUCUCUCUUCUUUGAAUUCGCUACAAACGAGCUUUUGAACAACGUUAAUACUGGGCAUCGUCGUAAACGUCAGAUCUUUGACGAUUCAUUGAGUUUUGCUGCAAACGACUUCGUCGACUCCCUUCAGUCUGUGGACGUAAGCAGUUUUAUUGGACAAGACCAGCAGGGCCCCACCAUAGAACCCCAGUGCGACGAUGGGGGCAGUUGUGCCGCGAACAAUCCCUUCAGGACCUACACGGGAUAUUGCAACAACUUGAGGAACCCCAAUUUGGGGAAGAGUUUAACCACUUUUGCCAGAUUACUGCCACCGGUCUACGAAGACGGCGUAAGCAGGCCACGUAUCAACUCGGUGACUGGCACACCCCUCCCCUCACCGCGAGUGGUCUCCACAGUAAUCCACCCCGACAUCUCCAAUCUGCACACGCGAUACACUCUUAUGGUGAUGCAGUUUGCUCAAAUCGUCGACCACGAGCUCACUAUGACCCCUAUUCAUAAAGGUUUCCACGAAUCCAUUCCGGAUUGCCGAUCCUGUGAUUCACCGCGCACAGUUCACCCCGAAUGUAAUCCUUUCCCUGUGCCAAGAGGUGACCACUACUAUCCCGAAGUCAACAUUACAUCUGGCGAGCGGCUUUGCUUCCCGUUCAUGAGAAGUUUGCCUGGACAGCAGCAUUUAGGACCCCGUGAACAAGUUAACCAGAACACGGCGUUCAUCGAUGGAUCAGUCAUCUAUGGAGAGAAUCCGUGCAUAGUUCGCAAGCUGCGCGGUUUGAACGGGCGGCUCAACGCCACCGCCCAUCCGCUCAACGGCCGCGACUUGCUGCCUCGCUCCGACAACCACCCUGAGUGCAAAGCGCCCAGCGGAUUUUGUUUCAUUGCUGGUGACGGCAGAGCUUCGGAGCAGCCCGGCCUGACUGCUAUCCACACGAUCCUGCUCCGCGAACACAACCGGCUGGUGGAGGGGUUGCGCGGCGUCAACCCGCAUUGGGACUCUGAGCUGCUUUUCGAGCACACGCGGCGCAUCCUCACCGCUGAAUUCACGCACAUAAUCUACAACGAGUUCCUCCCCAGGCUCCUGUCGUGGAACGCCGUCAAUCUCUACGGCCUGAAGCUAUUGCCACAAGGCUAUUACAAGGAGUACUCGCCGACCUGCAAUCCGGCGAUUGUGACAGAGUUCGCAGCUGCCGCGUUCCGCUUCGGACACUCGCUACUGCGGCCACACCUGCCACGGCUAUCUCCCAACUUCCAGCCAGUAGAGCCACCAAUCCUGCUGCGAGACGGCUUCUUCAAGCCCGAUAUGUUUAUGAGCCAUCCGCAAUUGGUGGACGAAUUGAUGCGCGGUUUAGCCUCGACGCCUAUGGAGACCUUAGAUCAGUUCAUCACCGGCGAAGUUACAAAUCACCUGUUCGAAGAUCGCAGGAUACCGUUCUCCGGAAUCGACCUGAUUGCGCUCAACAUCCAGAGAGCGAGAGAUCACGGUAUACCGAGCUACAACAACUACAGAGCUCUUUGCAACUUAAAGAGGGCCACGACUUUCGACGACUUGGCGAGGGAGAUACCCGACGAAGUGAUUGCCAGAUUAAAGAGGAUCUAUCCGACGGUGGACGAUAUCGAUCUUUUCCCCGGCGGUAUGAGCGAGCGACCUUUGCAGGGCGGCCUCGUGGGGCCAACUUUCGCUUGCAUCAUUGCCAUCCAGUUCAGGCAGCUGAGGAAGUGCGAUCGCUUCUGGUACGAGAAUGACAACCAAGCGGCGAGGUUCACGGAGCAGCAAUUGGCAGAAAUUCGCAAGGUUACGUUGUCUAAGAUGCUUUGUGAUAACUUCGACGUGCAGAGCGACAUCCAACGGGCGUCUUUCGAUUUGCCGAGCAACUUCCUAAACCCACGCGUGCCUUGCUCGUCGCUACCGAAAUUGGAUCUGUCAGCGUGGCGGGAAAGUUCUGCGCAGGGUUGCCUAAUUGCCGGCCGCUCUGUUGCCGUUGGAGAGUCCGCAUUCCCGUCUCCGUGCACGUCGUGCAUCUGCUCAAUUGAGGGGGCCCAGUGUGCGUCCCUGCGUAUAACGGAUUGUGCACAACUACUGCGCGAGUGGCCGCGCGAGGCGAUUCUUCGCGACGACGUGUGCACCGCGCAGUGCGGCGCUGCCGCUCCGCCCGCGUCGAACCCGCCGCGCCGCCAACCAAUCAACUUCAAGUUCCCUGACUUGUCGCCGUUCAUCGCCAAAUUGUCUGUGCUCAUCCAAAAGCAAUUCUCUGCGGGCUCUGGCUGGAGCUACUUUGUGCCGCUGAACGUACCGAGUGCGGGCGCGCGUCUCAAUUGGCGGCGCGCUCCUUGUAGCCGUUGGCGAGAGGCGCGGCCUCUCGCUGGGGCUACUCUGUGCCGCUGUACGUACCGAGUGCGGGCGCGCGUCAGUUGGCGGAAAGCUCCUUGUAGCUGUUUGGAAUGGCGUGGCCUCUGGCUGAGGCUACUCUGUGCCGCUGUAUAUCGAGUGUUGGCGCGCGUCAGUUGGCGGCGCGCUCCUUGUAGCCGUUGGCGAGGGACGCAGCCUCUGGCUGGGGCUACUCUGUGCCGCUGUACGUACCGAGUGCGGGCGCGCGUGUCAGUUGGCGGCAAGCUCCUUGUAGCUGUUUGGAAUGGCGUGGCCUCUGGC
Messenger RNA from Iphiclides podalirius (scarce swallowtail), 4449 nucleotides. Lineage: Eukaryota; Metazoa; Arthropoda; Insecta; Lepidoptera; Papilionidae. The record is from the annotation of a GenBank genome assembly.